AUGGCGGAAGAGGUUAACUAUGCUUCUGUGGUAUUUAAAAAGAACAAACGGCCCCAAAUAGAAGGUAAGUUGGAGAAGGAGGUGACUGUGUAUGAUGAAGUGAAGACAUCCAAGGAAACAGACGAGCAAAUCCCUGCAAAAAAUGGUUCAGGAGUACUCAUGUCAGAUGAUGAAGUGGAAAGGAGGAGUCGAUACUAUCAGCGCUUGCUGUGUCUCUUUGGGAUGUUCUGCUGCUGUUUGCUGUUGGGCAUCGUAGGACUCUGUGUCUACUUUGCAUUACAUCAUGAGUGGGUCACCAGUGAAAUGAGCCAGUUGAAAGCCAGCCACAAACUUCUACUGGAUGACAAUCACAACCUGACGAAUCUCAGCGACGACCUGUUACAGUUGUCACUUGACUUAAAAAGAGAGAUCAACAAUGUAUCUGCAGAAAACAGAAAUCUUACGAUGAGAAACGAGGAGCUGAUGAAACAGAGCCAUAACCUCACAGAACAAAUACAAAACCUAAAGACACAGGGUAAUGAGUUCAAUGUCAGCCGAGCUCAGUGGAGCAUCGAUGCCUACUGUCCAAAGGAAAGCGAUGAAAGAAAAUGCAGACCUUGCCAGGAUGGCUGGUUCGACUUUCAGUCCAGCUGCUAUGCAUUUAAUGAUGCCGUCGAGUCUGAGCAUAAAACCUGGGAAGAAGCUCGACAAAAUUGCAGAGGAAAGAUUUCAGAUCUGGUUGUUGUGGCUGAUGAAGAGGACGAGGAAUUUGUGAAUGAACACAGUUGGCCUCGUAAAGUCUCAAGUCGUGCAUACUGGCUUGGCCUCAGAGUUGAGGAUGGGAGAUGGAAGUGGGUCAAUGGAAGUUAUCUGACAAACAAUGCCUGGAUAUCAGAAGCUACCGAUGGUCACUGUGCAGUUUCAAUCAAUAAUCAAGGAUGGAAAUCUGUGAGAUGUGAUGAGAAAUGGUGCUGGAUCUGUGAAAAGAAGGCCAUAUUGGUCUGAACUCUGAGGUUGUUAAUGGAUCUAAAAUAUUAAAAUAUGAGGUCUACUUGAAAAUGCCACCAUCCAUUUUAGCCUAUACCGGCUUCAUCCUCAUUUGC
Cololabis saira (Pacific saury) is the source of this 1082-nucleotide messenger RNA. RefSeq names its product asialoglycoprotein receptor 1-like. The record is from RefSeq and is a predicted model, not a curated record. NCBI's taxonomy places the organism in Eukaryota, Metazoa, Chordata, Actinopteri, Beloniformes, Belonidae. The transcript has 7 exons. Bases 1 to 984 code for a protein of 327 amino acids.